Teleopsis dalmanni is the source of this 942-nucleotide messenger RNA. RefSeq names its product rab-like protein 3. NCBI's taxonomy places the organism in Eukaryota, Metazoa, Arthropoda, Insecta, Diptera, Diopsidae. Gene Ontology annotation, biological process: intracellular protein transport. The record is from RefSeq and is a predicted model, not a curated record. Gene Ontology annotation, cellular component: endomembrane system. The transcript is spliced from 3 exons. Gene Ontology annotation, molecular function: GTPase activity; GTP binding. The coding region runs from base 88 to 903 and encodes 271 amino acids.
UCGCAAACGAAUUGAUGACAAAAUACUUUGUUUACAAAUGUCCAUCCAUCUUUGUUUUAUCAGCUUUUAUGGAACCAUUUAAUAAAAAUGGCAAACAACAUAGAUAAAGUGAAAAUAAUUGUUGUUGGCGAUUCAGGUGUUGGAAAAACUUGCCUCACCCACUUAAUUGCGCACAAUGAACCUCUUAUACGUCCUGGUUGGACUGUUGGUUGUAACAUAGAAGUUAAGCUGCACGAAUAUAAAGAAGGCACACCACAACAACAAACUUAUUUCAUUGAACUUUUUGAUAUUGGUGGUUCCUUAAGUCAUAAGAACACAAGAGGCGUUUUCUAUACCCCAACACAUGGCAUUAUACUCGUCCACGACUUAACUAAUCGUAAAAGCCAUGAAAAUCUACGUGAUUGGUUAUAUGAAAUAUUGAACAAAGAGGGUAAAGAUACACAUAAGCCAAGCAACAUCAUGAACACUUUACACGCAGAUCAAAACGUUUUUGAUCGUGAACAAUUCUUGGGUGCAACGCAAAUACCGAUUUUAGUAAUAGGCACUAAAUUAGAUUUAAUUGAUGAUAAAAGACAACCAAAGCCUUUACAGAAAACGGGGGGCAUAGGUAAAACUGAUCAUUGUGGCGCUGAGGAAAUUUGGUUGAAUUGUCGUGAUACAAGAAAAUUAGCUGCCGGCACUACAGAUGCUGUUAAGCUAGCUAGAUUCUUUGAUCGUGUCAUUGAAAAGAAAACGCACACACGUGAACAUGGAUAUUUAACUGACAGACGCAAAUAUGCAACAACCUCGUCAUAUAUCGCACCAGAAACAUCAUUAAUAGUCAAUGCACCCAACUUUGACUUUAAAACCAAUAUAAUUAAGCCAACCGAUAAUGUAUUAAUAGAUAGUAGUAAUUUACAAUAAAAAAACCUUUGGAUUUAUUUAUAUCCGAAUUUUAUUCAA